Messenger RNA from Linderina pennispora, 1869 nucleotides. RefSeq lists its product as uncharacterized. NCBI's taxonomy places the organism in Eukaryota, Fungi, Kickxellomycota, Kickxellomycetes, Kickxellales, Kickxellaceae. The transcript has a single exon. Gene Ontology annotation, molecular function: mRNA binding; protein binding; translation repressor activity. The record is from RefSeq and is a predicted model, not a curated record. Gene Ontology annotation, cellular component: P-body. The coding region runs from base 106 to 1767 and encodes 553 amino acids. Gene Ontology annotation, biological process: regulation of mRNA stability; nuclear-transcribed mRNA poly(A) tail shortening.
UCGCCCCCACCCACUCUCCCUCCCCCGCUCCCUUUCCCUGAACACCUCUGGUCUAUAGGAAUAGGCAUCGGCGAAUUUUCUUGAAAUCAGGAAGGAAAAAGUAUUAUGAUGUCAGCGAACACUACAGCUCCGAAUGGCCCUGCGAACAUGCGCACGUCGUCGUCGUCGUCAUCGUCGACGAAUGGAUCCAGCGGGUCGCAGUUCAACCCUGCGCCGCCGGCAGCACCGUUCACCAAGAGCGAGCGGCCAGCAUCGGAGAUAUUUUUUGCCAAUGCGCCACAUGCGCUGCCCGAGGCCGAGAGCGUAGACAAGUGGUUUGAGAGCCUGACGCAGUUUGAGGACAUGCUGGAGGACAUGGCCAAGGUGAGCCUGGACCCGGUGUUCAAGGACGAGCUGAACGCGAUUGACCAGUGGUUCUCGGUGCUGUCGGAGCCGGAGCGGACGGCGGCGCUGUACUCGCUGAUGCAGCACUGCUCGGAUCUGCAGGUGCGCUUUUUCAUCACCAUUCUGCAGCAGAUGCUCAAGCUCGACCCGAACUACCAGCCGCCAGCGGUGGUUGACGACGGUGGCGCGGAUCAGAAGGAGCGCCAUUCGAUUGCGGUCCAGGGGACGUACAACAAGCUCGCAGCAGGCCAGGGUGGCGUGCGCAUGAGCUACGACGGGCCCAUAGGCUCGUACCCUGGCGGUCCGCACGCGCAGCAGGCAGUGGUGGGCCAGAAGGGAGCCGGGUGGGCGGUGGGCGGUGGCAACGCAUCAUCGGACAACAUCCUGCUGGGCAGCAGCGGCGACGUGCAUGCAGCAGCAGCGGCCAAGUGGGGGCUGAGCGGUGCUGCUGGCGGCUCGGCUCUCAACAGUCCGAUGCCGGUGGACAUGGCGCGACGCAGCGGGCUGGGCAGCACGGGUGAGCGACCCAAGAGCUCGAACGAGGCAGAUGCGAACCCAGACUGGCGCACGAACCGACAGAGCACGGGCAGCAACCUGGGCGUGGACAUGCAGCUCGGGGUGGCCGGGUCGCGGCGGCAGAGCAACAACGUGUUUGGGCAGCAGGGGACGCCGCGUGGCAGCAUGAUUGACAUGGAGCCCAAGGACUUCCGGUGGUCGUCACUGACCGACAGCCUGGAGCCAUACGGCAACCUGGGACCGGACCCGAAUGCCUCGGCGCUGGCGCAGAUGCUCGACAGCAAGGUCGAUCUGGGCACAUCGCGCGGCAGCAUUGCGACCAGGCGCUCGAUCAGCAACCGGCUCAGCAUUGCGGUCAAGUCGCCGCGCGACACCAUGCAGCUGGGCGCCUCGAUAGGCUCGGCGCUGGCGUCGGCGCAGCAGUUUGCGCAGCCAAACGCGGCCAUCCGCACACCCAGCAGCGGCUACGGCGCCAUGCACUACCAGGCACGCGCCCCGCCGCACCAGGCCCCGCACACGCCGUACUCGGCCGCCCGCAUUGGCGCUAACAACGCCGGGUCGGCGGCCAACUCGCCGUCGCGCGGUACGUUUGCAAGGCACGGCAACCCGCCGCAGUCGCCAGCUGGGCCCAAGCCGCAGGACGUGGUGGACUUUGAGCUGAUCAAGGAUAUCCCAGCAUGGCUGCGGUCGCUGCGCCUGCACAAGUACACCGAGUGCUUCGGCGGGCUCGAGUGGACCGACAUUGUGCAGAUGAACGACGAGCAGCUGCAGGCGCGCGGCGUGUCGGCUCUGGGCGCCAGGAGGAAGAUGCUCAAGGUGUUUGAGCUCGUGCAGGCCGAACUGGGCAGCAAGAAGGACGGCGAGUGAGGAAAAGCCACCACUAUUAUUGUCUCGCCAGGGACGAUGUUCAAUGUUUUUGUCUCUACUGCCAACACCAGUUUUUUUUCUUCAAAGGUACACUAGUGUUUA